AACUGGAGAAUUUGGAGGUUUCGGAUAUGAAAUUAGGAGAAGGCUCAAUGUGGACGGCAAAUUUGGAGAAGCUGAGGAAUAAGAACGGCGAAGAGGAUAUUGAGGACGGCAGCGUGGACGUUUCUCGCUUCAAUUAUGAUUCCGACGAACCCAAUGAGUACAAUAAGCAAGAGGACAACAUUAACGCAAAAAACUGCGGAAGCAAUUCCAAUGCCAAUAGUACUGUAACUGGCGGAGACCAGAAGGGGAAGAAGAAGGGGCUGCCGGCAAAAAAUCUCAUGGCGGAGCGGCGGCGCAGGAAGAAGCUCAACGAUAGGCUUUACAUGCUUAGGUCCGUCGUACCCAAAAUAAGCAAGAUGGAUAGAGCUUCAAUACUUGGAGAUGCCAUUGAUUACUUGAAGGAGCUUCUCCAAAGGAUAAAUGAUCUUCACAAUGAACUUGAGUCAACUCCUGGUUCUCUGUUGCAGCCUUCUGCGAGCUUUCACCCGUUGACGCCGACGCCGCCGACUCUUCCCUGUCGGGUCAAAGAAGAGCUGUGUCCAAGCUCCUUGUCCAGCCCUAAAACCCAGCCUGCCAGGGUUGAAGUCCGGGUCAGAGAAGGCAGAGCUGUCAACAUUCACAUGUUUUGUUCUCGCAAGCCGGGUCUCUUGCUAUCCACCAUGAGAGCUCUCGAUAACCUCGGGCUGGACGUCCAACAAGCAGUGAUCAGCUGUUUCAAUGGAUUUGCUUUGGAUGUGUUUCGAGCUGAGCAAUCCAAGGAAGGUCAGGAGAUCUUACCUGAGCAAAUUAAAGCAGUGCUAUUGGAUUCAGCUGGUUUACAUGGUGUGAUUUAGGGGAAGCUGUUGCUCAAAUGCAGCCCUUCAUUGAUGGAUGGAUAAUCGAUCUGAUAUAUGCAUCAACAAGUUCUGUAAAUCCAGUGGCAUUCAGCUCGUCUUAUUCUUGAAGGCGCGGUAGGUCGGGUCGGGCGAAUAUUUUGUGGUUUUAGUCUUUUACUAAUCUUGCUUUCAGAACAUACUGCAUCAUCAACCUCAAGUGUUCACUUCAUUUGGUUGAGUUUUUUUGGAAUAAGAUUUUCUUCUGAAAUAUAAUGUAGUUUCCUUCCUUCUGAUAA
Molecule: messenger RNA, 1111 nt
Organism: Momordica charantia (bitter melon)
Lineage: Eukaryota; Viridiplantae; Streptophyta; Magnoliopsida; Cucurbitales; Cucurbitaceae
Gene: ICE1
Product: basic helix-loop-helix (bHLH) DNA-binding superfamily protein
Biological process (GO): regulation of DNA-templated transcription
Cellular component (GO): nucleus
Molecular function (GO): DNA-binding transcription factor activity; sequence-specific DNA binding; protein dimerization activity
Source: RefSeq, a predicted model, not a curated record